UAUAUUGAUUUAGUGUAAAGUUUGAAAAGAUGUGGUUAUAUUAAGGAAUUUUUUCAAAUAAAAUGUACUGAGUAUAUAGUCUUCUAAUUGAAAGCACUCUUUUAAGUUUAUUGGGUUUCUUUUAUGAAAAAAUACAUGUGUUUCUUUGAAGUUUGGAAGUUUGUUUUUUUAAUUUAAAUAAUGUUUGAUAUAAUAUUCUCUUAUUUUUCUCUGGAUUUAGUUGUCUAAUAGUAAUUAAAAAAAGAAAAAGAAAAAAACUUAAUAGAAACCAUAAAAAAUACACAUUUCAGCCAGACAGGGUUGUUAGUUAGUGUUAUAUACAAUGAAAGGAAAAAGAAACACAUCCCUUGAGCCCACUAACUGUUCCUUUUCUCCAAGCGUGAUUGAUGGCAAUAAACAUUUCUUUCUUGAUUUCUUAGUUCUCACUCAUAUUACAAAAAGCUAUGAUUCACUUUAUGUUAAAUUCUUGAAUGGAACCACGCAGAUGGUUUCAAGUUUCCAACCACUAUGCCCACUAAAGGCACCCUCCACUACAAACAAAACAAGUCAAUUUUUAGAAUCAAAUCAUUCGACCACUUUUAUAUUAGUGUGUCUGCAUACAAUAGAUAUAAGAAGCACGCUUAUCUCACACUAGCAUAGAACACACACUUGAGGCCAUGGACUGGUUUACUUGGCUCUCAAAAACUGGCCUAGACCCAUCUCUAGUCUAUCACUAUGGCUUAAUAUUUUCACACAAUGAGCUUGAAGAAGCCGACACGGCUUACUUCAACCAUGAAUUCCUCCAGAGCAUGGGAGUUUCCAUAGCCAAACACAGGCUGGAAAUUCUCAAGCUUGCUCAGAAGUAUAAUGGAAGCAUUGCACACCCCAUGUCUAAGAUCCUGAUUGCCAUCAAACGGACUAAGAACCGUUUCUCAAAGUAUUUAAGGACAUGGAUUCGUUGCGAGGAGUCUGCCCUGGCCAUCGUGCCUGCAGGAAGCUACAGCACUGGCCGGAAGAACUCCAUGAUCAAGAAAAACAAGAGGCUGUUGCUGGCUAAUAACCAGCAGCAGAACCGAGCACCACUUCUGCUCACAAAUGGUAGCCCGGUGAUGUUCCCUAGCUCAAGAAUCAACAGCUUUUCAAGCCCUGCUGUGUUUGAAUUUCAAAGAGAUGAUCAGAAGCUGGAUGAAGAGUAUGAUCACUAUUGGCCCUCUGUAGUUGAAGACAUCAGGUGGGAUUCAAUGUUUCAGAACUUGAAACCAACCUGAAGAUUUACCAUAG
Messenger RNA from Andrographis paniculata, 1260 nucleotides. RefSeq lists its product as uncharacterized. The record is from RefSeq and is a predicted model, not a curated record. The transcript has a single exon. NCBI's taxonomy places the organism in Eukaryota, Viridiplantae, Streptophyta, Magnoliopsida, Lamiales, Acanthaceae. The coding region runs from base 657 to 1247 and encodes 196 amino acids.